AAUGUUAGCCACCCAGUUAGCUUUCUCUGCAAUGAAAACAAAAUGACAGGGCAAACUAUUGUCCUUGCGCUCACACGACUGUCGUCGGACGUAGCUAGCUAGACUGCCAACUAGCCAUAAUGUGUUGGAAGCUAAGUUAGUUAACUAAGUUGUAACUACCACAGUGAGGGGAAAAGUGAAAACAAAACUAGCUAACUUAGCUAACACAGCUAGGACAAACGAAUCUGUUAUUGUUGACGGAAAUGUAAGCUAACAAACUCAGUGGCUAGCUAGUUAACUUCCCAGCCGAGUUGCAUUAGUGAAACAUGCAUUCGGCAUAUUUGCAUAUUGCUGGUGAUUGGAAAGGGCAAAGUGCUUCUAUUAGCUAACUAGCUUAGGUAGACAAGUAGGUAUGCAGCUAGCUAGAUAAAUUAGCUUGCUCCGGGAUUAUACAUGCAUUUGUAUAGCUUGAUUGAUAUUUUAAUGUAAGAUAUCUUGUCAUCGUCUAUAUCAUGUCAACUUUAUGAAACAUAACCUAAUUGAACGGAUAUGGUUAGAUAGGUGAUUGGAUAUCUAACGCUAUGUAGCUAGAGUUCAGACCUUAUGAAGUAUGUGAUAUUAGAUACAAUAGGUAGGUAGUCGUGGCAGUGAGUCGAUGUAGCUGCAUAGAUUGGAAACGCAUUUUAGUGUAAAUUCUGAAUGAGCGAUCUACACGGCGCGAUCUGAACCUGGCUACCCUUCGGCUUUCAAGAUGCCAUCUCACGUCAGGGACAGGCUAUGGUGACCCGUGAAACAAAGUGAGGAUUUGUGGCAACUCCCAAUUUUAGAGGAACAACAUACUUUCACUUUGCCACUUGCAGAGCGUGCCUGAGGUCCAGCGGAGAGGGGGGGAAGGGGCGUCGCUGCAGGUCACACGCUGCCAUGGGGGCCAGGGGUGAGGAGGGCCCUCAGAGUCCAGCCCAGCCCCAAAACGCCUGUCCAAGGAUGCCCCCUGUCCCGGAGGACAGCCCACAGGUGCCCUUCCUGGAGCUGCAGGGAGAGGUCACGCACUUUGUGGGUCAGGCAGAGGAUGCUGUCAUCGCCAUGUCCAGCUACCGGCUACAUAUCAGGUUCAAGGAGUCUGUGGUGAACGUCCCCCUCAUGCUGAUUGAGAGUGUGGAGUGCCGGGACAUUCUCCACCUCCACAUCGUCUGCAAGGACUGCAAGGUCGUCAGGUGCCAGUUCUCCAGUGCGGAGCAGUGUCAGGAGUGGGCGCGGAGGCUGGCGGGCGUGGUCCAUCCCCCGGCUCGCCUGGAGGACCUCUUCUCCUUCGCUUUUCACGCCUGCUGCGCGGACGUCGGCGUGGGGGAGACGGUGCAGCAGGGUUACACGUGCAGGCCGGGUGACCAUGUGACCUCACGAUUCAGAAACGAAGUGGAGCGGAUGGGCUUUGAUACUCGGGGUGUCUGGAGGAUAUCUGAGAUCAACAGCAAGUACAGGCUGUGUUCCAGUUACCCGGAGCUGCUGCUGGUUCCAGGCUGGAUCACUGACGCGGAGCUGGAGAAUGUGGCAGCUUUCCGCUCUUGGAAGAGGUUUCCAACGGUUGUGUACAGGCACCGGAGUUCAGGGGCAGUGAUCGCACGCUGUGCCCAGCCGGAGGUCAGCUGGUGGGGGUGGCGUAACGCGGACGAUGAGCGGCUGGUCCAGUCCAUCGCCAAGGCCUGUGCUGCCGGCCACAGGGCUCGCAAGCACACAGCCAACGGGACCGCCACGCACCAACACGGCUACCAGAGCCAGCGGCACCAAGACGCCAACACCAGUGUCCCUUACGAACACACCAACGGGAGUGUCCCUUAUGAACACACCAACGGGAGUGUCCCUUAUGAACACACCAACAAGUCUGUUUAUCAUGAACACACCAAUGGGAGUGUCUCUCACGAAUACCCCAAUGGGAAUGUCCUUCACGAACACACCAAUGGGAGUGUCUCUCACGAAUACCCCAAUGGGAAUGUCCUUCACGAACACACCAAUGGGAGUGUCUCUCACGAAUACACCAAUGUGAGUUCCUUUCGUGAACACACCAGCAGGAGUACCUCUCCAGAGCACACCAAUGGGAGUGUCCCUCACAAACACACCAAAGAGAGUGUACCUCAAGAACACACCAGUGGGGGUGUCCCUGAAGAACACACCAUUGUGAGUGUCUGUUACAAACACACCAAUGGGAGUGUCUCUCAGGAACACACCAAUGGGAGUGUCCCUCACGAACACACCAAUGGGAGUGUCUCUCAGGAACACACCAAUCGGAGUGCCUCUCAGGAACACACCAAUGGGAGUGUCUCUCAGGAACACAACAAUGGGAGUGUGUCUCAGGAACACAACAAUGGGAGUGCCUCUCUGGAACACAACAAUGGGAGUGCCUCUCUGGAACACAACAAUGGGAGUGUCUCUCUGGAACACACCAAUGGGAGUGUCUCUCUGGAACACAACAAUGGGAGUGUCCCUCACGAACACACCAAUGGGAGUGCCUCUCAGAAACACAUCAACAGGAGUGUCUCUCAGGAACACAUGAACGGGACACAUUCCAACGGGAAAGUCCCCAACGAGUACACCAAUGGGGCACUGUGGUCCCACAGUGAAUUCGAGGUCUCCGUGAGCCGGGGGUCGGAGGGCGACUGUGCUGACACCCUCCCCCAGAAGCUGCUGAUCCUGGACGCCCGGUCCUACGCAGCCGCUGUGGCCAAUCGCGCGAAGGGCGGAGGAUGCGAGUGCCCAGAGUACUACCCCAACUGUGAGGUGAUGUUCAUGGGGAUGGCGAAUAUUCACACCAUUCGAAAGAGCUUCCAGGCCUUGCGCUCCCUCUGCACACAGAUGCCUGACCCUGCUAACUGGCUCUCUGCGCUGGAGAACACCCGGUGGCUGCAGCACCUGGCCCUGCUGCUGAAAGCGGCUCUGCUGGUGGUGACGGCGGUGGACCGGGACCGCAGGCCCGUCCUGGUGCACUGCUCCGACGGCUGGGACCGCACACCGCAGAUCGUGGGGCUGUCCAAACUUCUGCUGGACCCCUUCUACCGCACCAUUGAGGGGUUCCAGGUGCUGGUGGAGACGGAGUGGUUGGACUUCGGUCAUAAGUUUGGGGUCCGCUGCGGUCACGGCGAGCGGGCGGAGGACCUGAACGAGCGCUGUCCCGUGUUUCUGCAGUGGCUGGACUGCGUGCACCAGCUGCACCGCCAGUUCCCCUGCUCCUUCCAGUUCAACGAGUCCUUCCUGGUGAAGCUGGUGCAGCACACAUACUCCUGCCUGUUCGGGACGUUCCUGUGCGACAGCGGGAGACAGAGGGACGAGGGCCGCGUGCAGGAGAGGACGUGCUCCCUGUGGUCGCUGAUGCGGCCCGGCAACCGCACCUUCCAGAACAUUCUGUACUCUCCCAACUCAGAGACCGUGUUGCGGCCCGUGUGCCACGUGCGGAGCCUGAUGCUGUGGAGCGCGGUGUAUCUGCCCAGCUCGCUGCCCACGCUGCCCUGCGACGACUCCUGCGCUCCGUCCCCCUGCGCUCUGUCCCCCGGGGCUCUGGAGGAGCUGCGUCCGGCCAGCCUUCCAAAAACGAGGUCCUUUGAAACCCUCCCCGGUCAGGUGGGGGGCACCACAGCCCCGAACCGGCGCUCCAGUGACCCCAGCCUGAGGGACAAAAGGCCGGGCCCCUCCCAGGAGUGUAGCACUGGGCCGGGGCAGGGGCAGGGGCAGGGUCCAGGGCAAAGGGGCCGUCGGCCCUCAGAGGAGACGGGAGACAGGCGGGUGGCAGGGCUGGGCUUCCAGGAAGAGGAGGAGCUAAAAGCCCUGGAGGAUGAGGGGGCGGGGCCCCCAGUGGAGGAGUGCAGGGAGGCGGAGCUGUCUGUGGCUGUGGGCGUGGCUGAAGGACUGAUGGAGAGUGUUCUACAGGAAGCGCCGGAGGGUGAUGAUGAGGUGACCGUUGAGCCCAAGUGCCCCUCAGAGCCGUCUCCGACCCCGCCCCCUCCUCCGCCCAUGACCCCACCCACUUAUUUACCCUUGGGGGGCUUGGAAGGCCCUGAGGCCCAGAUGUGUGAGGGGCAGGUGGGGGUGCUCGAGCGGGCCCCGGAGACCUCAGCGGCUCCUGAGGGGCCCCAAGCUCUGAGCACCGGCGCCCUAAGGACUUCAACCGACAGACACACUGGAAUCACCACGGAAACACUGACAGAGGAGGGCGGGGACAGGCCGGGUCCCCCGUGCCUGAACGCGGGGCCCCGGAGGCCGACCCCCAGCACGCCACCUCGGUCCCCCGCUCCUCUCUGUGACGGGGCCCCCCCGCAGGACGGGGCGCGCGGCGAGCAGCGGGCCUGGCCCCGCGCGGGCCCCCUGCGCGGCCCCCAGGACGGGCUGGCCCUGCCCGGAGACGCUGUGCAGCUGCGGCUGCGCCAGAUGGAGGCGGGGCGUCAGCUGCAGGUCCACACCCUCAAGCGCCAGGUCCAAGAGCUGUGGAACCACCUGGAGAACCGCCACGGCAACGGCCUCCCCGGUGACCAGCAGACCUGCAGUAGUCCGGACUCGGACUGCAGCGCUGACUCCCCCUGUCACACUCAGACGCACGCGCACCUCCUCUCUGAGCCCAGCUGGGGACGGCUGGAGCAGCAGGAUGCAGAGGUGACCCAAUGGUACCCAGACCGCCUGGCCACCAACUGCCACGGGUGCGAGGGCAGGUUCUGGCUGGCAACCAGGAAGCACCACUGCAGAGGAAAACAGCCUGUUGAAGAAGCCUGGUGCCUGAGUGCCCGCGGUCUCUCUGCUGCCCCCUGCAGGACGUGUGGGAACGUGUUCUGUGCCAGCUGCUGUGAGCAGAGGGCCUCCGUGCCUAGCUGUGUCUGCCCGACCUGCCGCUCCGCCCUCCCCCCCGUCGACCUGGAGCUGGAGAAGCCAAUCACGGCCAGCUCCAACUAGGCCCCGCCUGCCUGCUCCUCCAAUCACGGCUAGCUCCAACUAGGCCCGUCCCACUAGAAUUAGAAUGCUGUGAGGUUAUAUGUGUGUCUGUACGUGUGUAUAAAUCAAAUUUCCACAUGAGCAUGUAAGUUUAUUGUUUAUUGAGUGAGAGGAGUGCAUUUUAAAAAUUGGACUCGUGGUGGCUUGGACAGACUGAUGUCUUGCGGCCAGCGGUGGGGCUGACCUACUUUUUGGAUUUUGCGUUCAGUCUUUCAGACGGAGCUCCUGAUCAGCAUGGUUUCCCCUCUGCCCCAGGGCUACACAGUGAGGGCUGGGUGGGGCUUACGGACGAUGUGGAGUACUUAAGACUUUAAAGAAUAAAAUGCACUAUGCCCAAAA
Molecule: messenger RNA, 5286 nt
Organism: Conger conger (European conger)
Lineage: Eukaryota; Metazoa; Chordata; Actinopteri; Anguilliformes; Congridae
Product: myotubularin-related protein 3-like
Exons: 21
Coding region: 901-4908 (1335 amino acids)
Biological process (GO): dephosphorylation; regulation of autophagy
Molecular function (GO): protein phosphatase binding; phosphatidylinositol-3,5-bisphosphate 3-phosphatase activity; metal ion binding
Source: RefSeq, a predicted model, not a curated record